Messenger RNA from Thamnophis sirtalis, 822 nucleotides. The record is from RefSeq and is a predicted model, not a curated record. NCBI's taxonomy places the organism in Eukaryota, Metazoa, Chordata, Lepidosauria, Squamata, Natricidae.
UUUGAGCGGGGAGGGUGGGGGACGGCGUUCGGCGUUGCUCGUGUCUCGGCGCUGCCUCAUGGCUUUCAACUUCGGGGCGGCUGCUGGCGGCGCGGCCGCCCCAAACCCCGCGGGGUUGUUUGGAGCUACCCAGAACAAAGGUUUCGGUUUCGGUACCACCUUUGGAACAGCCCCAACUACAGGAACUGGGCUUGGCACUUUGGGAACCGGUUUGGGCUUUGGUGGUUUCAACACUCAGCAGCAACCAAAACAGAAAUAGUGAUCUACGUGGUUGAACGGUCACCCAACGGGACUUCCAGGCGGGUUCCAGCCACCACCCUGUAUGCGCACUUCGAACAAGCCAACAUCAAAACCCAGUUGCAGCAGCUUGGCGUGACCCUCAGCAUGGCCAGGACCGAGCUCUCCCCAGCCCAGGUUAAGCAGUUGCUGCAACAUCCUCCUGCAGGUGUUGAUCCUAUCAUUUGGGAACAGGCCAAAGUGGACAACCCCGAACCUGAAAAGCUGAUUCCAGUCCCAAUGGUUGGCUUCAAGGAACUCUUGAGGAGGUUGAAAGUUCAAGACCAAAUGACAAAGCAGCAUCAGAGCCGACUGGAUAUUAUAUCAGAAGAUAUAAGUGAGCUUCAAAAAAACCAGACUACCACUAUGGCCAAAAUCGCUCAGUACAAGAGAAAGCUAAUGGAUCUUUCCCAUCGAACUUUGCAGGUGUUAAUCAAGCAAGAGAUCCAGAGGAAAAGCGGGUAUGCCAUCCAAGCGGACGAGGAGCAACUCCGCGUGCAGCUGGAUACGAUUCAGUGCGAGCUCAACGCCCCUACCCAGUUCAAG